AUGUGGUGCACACUUUUGCUAAUUGUCGCUCUCGUCGUAUUGCUCGCCGAUGGCUCGUUGGCGAGCAACGCGAUCGGCGACGAGCCGCUUCUGGAUGUGAUGAACGAUAGGCCGAAAAUCAAGGAGGAAUUUGAGGAAGGGUCCGGCGAGAUUGCAGUUUUACAAGAGGUCUCGAAUUCGACGACUACCACCACCACCAAAGCGCCGAUUCCAAUAAGGUGUUUCGAUCAAUCCGUGAGAUGUCCGAAGAUCAAAAAGUUGUGCAACAAUUUGCAAUACAAAAUUAUGAUGACACGAGCAUGCGCAAAAACGUGCGGAAUGUGCCACGAGUUUGUGCGAAUGUCGAAAAUCGAACGCUGCCGCGAUUCGUGGACAAGAUGCCCGGCGUGGGCGAAAAACGGUUUUUGUCAUUCAUCGUAUUACACAAUCGAAGAGCGAAGCGUUUAUUGCACCAAAAGUUGCGGAUUAUGCUCAUAA
Messenger RNA from Caenorhabditis bovis, 477 nucleotides. NCBI's taxonomy places the organism in Eukaryota, Metazoa, Nematoda, Chromadorea, Rhabditida, Rhabditidae. The record is from the annotation of a GenBank genome assembly.